This is a messenger RNA of Polyodon spathula (Mississippi paddlefish), 3043 nucleotides long. RefSeq names its product programmed cell death protein 4-like. The transcript is spliced from 11 exons. Lineage: Eukaryota; Metazoa; Chordata; Actinopteri; Acipenseriformes; Polyodontidae. Gene Ontology annotation, biological process: negative regulation of DNA-templated transcription. The coding region runs from base 1022 to 2398 and encodes 458 amino acids. Gene Ontology annotation, cellular component: nucleus; cytosol. The record is from RefSeq and is a predicted model, not a curated record.
CAUUUUGUUUGUUUAUAUUUGGUAACAUCGACAUAGAACAAAGUUUGGAAAUGUCAACAAUCGUUGUCUUGUUGUCUUGAGGAGUUGUAAACAUAUAUUAUUAUUAUUAUUAUUUAUUUUUAACAUGCAAGAAAUAAGCGGCGUACCUUUAAGAAUAAGCCUACCAGCUUUUAAAAUAAACGAACUUGCAACAAUGAAAUCCACCCUUCGUGUAAUUGCAAGAAAGGUUGCGAUUUGUAAUGACGCACUAAGUUAUCCGUCCCAUACAGUCCGGGCCACCUUGUCUCCUGUAAUUUAAACAGGGCAUGAGUAAAAUGCUAAUAUGAGUGGUUACAUAAGAGACUUGAUAUCGGUGAAGUCAUGCUUUUAUUUUUUUUUUAAUUAAUUUGUUUGCAGUAUAUUUAAGUAUUAUGCAAGGACCUUAUUAUGAAAGGAUCUUAAUAAAAUGAAAGUUAAUUUUACAGUAUACUUUAAUCUGGUUAUAAUAUCAUAGCUUUAAACACAAUGGCUGAGCUCGAGCUUAAAUAAACAGUGGUGUUGGUAGCAUUUGCCCAGUGUUGCACUGAAUAUCGAAAUUGCUAGAACUCGUAUGAUUGUGCUGUUAGUGUUAGUUUUUUCUACAGCAGUAUACCGUAAAACAGCAUGGUUUUGUGUUGGUUCUUAAUUGCUAAAAAAAAAAAAACUUCUGUUUUUAUUCAUACAGUAAAGAGGUGGAUUGACUGGUUACUGUAAAUUUAAGUAAAGUCGACCGAUAUCUGAAACUAUAUAUUUCCAUUGAAUUUGGUGUAAGGAUGGAUUGGGCACCAGUGCGUGAUACAUGUAGGGGCAUGCCCCUGGCACGGGCGAGAGACAACUUUACAGAUGAUGCUGGCAGAUUUGUUCUCACUUAUAAAACUAAACUAAACUAAAAAGCAAAGUGCGCAGUUAAGCAGGCACCGAUGUUACUUCUUUUCUUUCAGGCCAGGAGAGGCGUAUCUUUAGUUCCAUUCACUGUUCUUUUGCAGCAGAUUCACAAUAAAACAUGGCGACAGAAUGUCAGGCGUGGCUUAAUGUGGAAAACAGCUCCUUGCUCUCUAGCGACGAUGAAAAGGUGGUAACCCUGAACACUGAUGAUGAGAUCAAUGGGAACUGGAUCACAGCAACCUCAUCCACCGUCCAUGAGGCUCGGGUGAAGGCCAAAGCAAAGAGACGCCUCCGGAAGAACUCGUCUCGAGACUCCGGGCGGGGGGACUCCCUCAGCGAUAACGGGGAGAGCGUCCGAGCUGUGCCUGUCACUCCCACCAGCCCCAAGGGAAAGCUGCUGGACAGAAAGUCCCGGUCUGGGAAAGGGAGAGGUCUGCCAAAGAAAGGUGGAGCAGGAGGUAAAGGGGUUUGGGGCUAUCCUGGUGAGGUGUAUGAUCUUGAAGAAGUCGAUGUCAGGGAUCCCAAUUAUGAUGAGGACCAGGAGAACUGUGUGUAUGAAACUGUCGUCUUGCCCUUGGAUGAAGGAGUCUUUGAGAAGACUGUGACACCAAUUGUCCAGGAAUACUUUGAACAUGGAGACACAAAUGAAGUUGCGGAGCUGCUGCGUGAGCUGAACCUGGGUGAGAUGAAGAGUGGCGUGCCAAUGUUGGCAGUAUCGCUUGCGCUGGAGGCUAAAGCAAGCCACCGAGAGCUGACAUCCAGGCUCCUGACUGACCUGUGUGGGAAGCUGUUGAGCAGAGAUGAUGUGGAGAAAUCGUUUGACAGGCUCCUCAGGGAGCUGCCAGAGCUAGUCCUCGACACUCCAGGGGCACCACAGCUUGUUGGUCAGUUCAUUGCGCGGGCAGUUGGGGAUAAGAUUCUCUCCAAGGAUUACAUUGAGAGCUACAAAGGGAAAGUGGACUGUGACCAUGCCAGAGCUGCUUUGGACAAGGCAGCAGUACUCCUCAAAAUGAGUAAGGGAGGACUGUGGGGAACAGGAGGAGGUCAGCGACCUGUCAAUCAGUUAAUGAAAGAGAUUGACCUAUUGCUGAAGGAGUACCUGCUGUCAGGUGAUGUAGCAGAAGCAGAGAGGUGCCUGCAGGAACUGGAAGUGCCACAUUUUUACCAUGAGUUUAUCUAUGAGGCAGUGGUCAUGGUUUUGGAAUCCACUGGAGAAACCACAUUUAAAAUGGUGCUGCAGCUACUGAAAUUUCUGUGGGAGUCCUCUGUCAUUACUGUAGACCAAAUGAGAAGGGGUUUUGAAAGAGUUUACAUGGAAAUUCCAGAGAUUAACAUAGAUGUGCCACAUGCCUAUUCUGUGCUGGAGCAAUUUGUGGAACAGAGCUUUAACGCAGGUGUUAUCACCAAAAAACUGAGGGACCUUUGCCCAUGCAGGGGACGUAAAAGGUUUGUAAGUGAAGGAGAUGGUGGACGCCUUAAACUUGAAAGCAACUGAAGAGAAGCUGCAGAAGCCUCUGUGCCAGCUCUACUCGAACCCUAGAGUUGCUUUACGCUAUUCAUAUUCAUGGUGUAACAGUUCAGAUACAAAACAUUACUUGUAAAGCCUAUAGAGUGUAAACCAUGAAAAAGGGGAACCAAAAAGCCCCCCCCCCCCCCCCCCCUUUUUUUUCUUUGGGGGCUGGGGUUUUUAAAAGCACACCCGGUUGGUGUUUUGAAAUACGCUAACCCUGUUGAAAGUGCCACACUUCAAUUAGUCAUUCCAUGUUUGUAUCACUGUCGCUUGUUUUCCUGACAGCAUUGUAUUUGUAUGAACCACUGGUUUGUGUAUAAAGCUUUAUAUUAGGGGUAAUGUUUUGUGCUGUGUAGCACAGCCCCAUUCCACCCCUGUUGGCUGCUAUUGUUCAUGUGCUGUGCUUAAGAAGAAAAAAAAAUGUUUGACAUUACAAAUACACUGUAAUUGGAAUUUUUAAAUGGCACAGAAAAAAAAAAAAUUCAGGGCAAAAUAAACCAUUUAUCUUUUAGGUGGGAUAACUGAAAUGGUAUUGUGAACAUCUAUUUUUGUAUUAAUCUGAAAAGUGAAAUGGAACUUUGGUCUUGCUCAGUGUCACUGUCAAGAAUAUAAAAUUUCUAUGAAGUUUAA